AUGCAGGCGCCGCAGCCCGCGCCGCAUUUAGCUCUGCGGCUCCCUGCGGGCACGGGCUCAUCUGAGGACACGAGCGGGAACCGCCUGCGCAUGAGCCGCUGCCGCCCGCCGCAGCACCGCAAACCGGCCGCCACCGCCGCCACCUGUCCCCAACACCGCAGGCAGCCAGGGCCUGGCCUGACCCUGUCCCUGGCGGCGGGGAGCCGAGCCCCGGUGCCCGGGGAGACCCCGGCCCACGACCGGGGAGACCCGCCGGGACACACCAACGGCCCUGAUGGGGACCGCGUCCGCGGAACGGGGCCCGGGGCCCGCCUGACACGGAAAAAACAGCCGUUAAACGGGCCGCGGGGCGGAGCCAGUGAGGGGGCAAGAAGUGGUGCCUGGAUUGGCAGUAGCCGGAUGUUCAAACUAGUAUGGGAUGCCUUGAUUGGCUCGGGGCUGCCGCGGCAGGGCGGGCUCCCUCCUCGCGCUCGGGCGGGUUAUUGUCUGGUGGCUCCUGAGACGGCUCCAGCGCGGACUUGGGACCAGGGCUCAGGCGGCGGCAGCGGCAGCGGGGCUGGUGGUAAGGCAGGGAAGGACAGCGGGAAGGCCAAGGCGAAGGCGGUGUCGUGCUCACAGAGAGCCGGGCUGCAGUUCCCGGUGGGCCGGAUCCACAGACAUCUGAAGACUCGCACCACCAGUCACAGGCGAGUGGGUGCCACCGCUGCUGUCUACAGCGCUGCCAUCCUCGAGUACCUCACUGCCGAGGUGCUGGAGCUGGCGGGGAAUGCUUCGAAGGAUCUCAAAGUCAAGCGGAUCACUCCCCGUCACUUGCAGCUGGCGAUCCAUGGCGAUGAAGAGUUGGAUUCCCUGAUCAAAGCCACCAUUGCCGGUGGAGGUGUCAUCCCCCACAUCCACAAGUCUCUGACUGGGAAGAAGGGACAACAAAAAAUGGUGUAGAGAGGAGGAAAAAAAAAAAAAAAAAGCAGCCGCCUCCCUCCCGUCAUUGUACUGUACCUGGGACAGAAGAAAUCUUGGGGAUAUGUGGAAUUUUUUUUAAGUCAUAGUUCAAAGGAGGAGCAUAGACAAUUGACUGUAGAGAGGAGAAAA
Messenger RNA from Aquila chrysaetos chrysaetos, 1089 nucleotides. RefSeq names its product translation initiation factor IF-2-like. The transcript has 7 exons. The record is from RefSeq and is a predicted model, not a curated record. Gene Ontology annotation, cellular component: nucleosome. Gene Ontology annotation, molecular function: DNA binding; structural constituent of chromatin; protein heterodimerization activity. Bases 1 to 939 code for a protein of 312 amino acids. NCBI's taxonomy places the organism in Eukaryota, Metazoa, Chordata, Aves, Accipitriformes, Accipitridae.